Messenger RNA from Synchytrium microbalum, 1929 nucleotides. Its product is annotated as branched-chain-amino-acid transaminase. The transcript is spliced from 8 exons. Gene Ontology annotation, molecular function: branched-chain-amino-acid:2-oxoglutarate transaminase activity. The record is from RefSeq and is a predicted model, not a curated record. Gene Ontology annotation, biological process: L-valine biosynthetic process; L-leucine biosynthetic process. Lineage: Eukaryota; Fungi; Chytridiomycota; Chytridiomycetes; Synchytriales; Synchytriaceae. Gene Ontology annotation, cellular component: mitochondrion. Bases 1 to 1929 code for a protein of 642 amino acids.
AUGGUCGCCGAAAACAAACCAUUGCCCUUGUUGCCUCCUGCAGACAAGCCGGCCAUCAAGCUGGAUUCAAACUGUGCCCUGAUCGUAGUUGAUCUCCAGAACGAUUUCCUACCAAACGGCGGCUCACUCGGCGCUCCAUAUGGCAACCGUAUCAUUCAACCAUUGUUCAAGGAAAUACGCGCCUUCAAGAGUAACGGAUUGCCGGUAUUUGCUACAAGAGAUUGGCAUCCUGCAAACCAUUCGUCCUUUGCUAUAUUUGGUGGGCCAUGGCCUGUACAUUGUGUACAAGAAUCCUGGGGGUCUCAAUAUGCUGAUGGAUUCCCUGUCGAUGCCAUAGACGGCGAAGUUCGAAAAGGUGUUGCUGUGGAGGGUGAUGCAUACUCUGGAUUCGACAAGACAGACCUAGACACAAAACUGAAGAGCAAAAGCAUUCAAAAAGUCUUUGUCACUGGAAUUGCUACUGAAUACUGUGUCAAAGCAACAGCAACAGAUGCAAAGACCAAUGGAUAUGAAGUGUAUGUAUUGGAUGAUAUGAUUGCAGGCGUCAAUGCAGAUGAUGCAGUGAGGGCCAAGAUUACCCUGCAAGAGAUUGGAUGCCAUGUCAUCCAGACAAACACAGACCAUCAUAUUGUUCAACCAGCUACUAUAUUAAUAAUAAUGCUGGCACGCCGUGUAUUGAGUGGCGCAUCCAAACGAGGAGCAUCAGUAAUAGGAGCCUCUCCCUUCAUAGCAUCAACAUCAUUGACAAAAAACAUCAACCAAUGGCACCACCACCAACCAGCCCAUUCACGGACACUAGCAACAGCCCCAUCAUCGCAAGCCCCAAUAAAAUCCUCAAACCUACGCAUCCAACUUUCCCAACAACCACAUCCAGUCCCUGCAAACGAAACCCUCGUAUUUGGACGUACAUUUGCAGACCACAUGCUCACCAUCGACUGGGACGUAUCUUCCGGCUGGCAUCAGCCCAAAAUCCAGCCAUACGGGCCACUAUCGCUAGACCCAUCAUGUACCGUCUUCCACUACGGCGUCGAGUGCUUUGAAGGGAUGAAGGCAUACAAGGAUUCUAAAGGCAAGAUUCGCUUGUUUAGACCUGAUAAAAAUAUGGAUCGCUUGUGGUUGAGCUGUGAUAGGCUGUGUCUGCCCACGUUUGAUAAAAAGGAGGUCUUGGAGUGUAUCAAGAAGCUCGUCAUUGUCGAUCAGAAAUGGAUUCCGGGCGAGAGAGGGUACUCGCUGUAUAUACGGCCUACUGCUAUUGCCACACAGCCGUCUCUGGGUGUCGGAGCAUCAAGCAACGCCCUGCUAUUUGUAAUCAGUUCUCCUGUGGGCCCAUACUAUCGAACUGGUUUCGCUCCUGUAUCAUUGUAUGCCACAACAGAAUAUGUACGAGCUUGGCCAGGUGGAACUGGUGCUUCUAAAUUAGGUGCCAACUAUGCUCCUGGUAUCAGACCUCAGUUGGCUGUUGCUGCUAUGGGUCAUCAACAAAACUUGUGGUUGUUUGGUCCUGAACAUAAUAUUACUGAAGUCGGAACCAUGAACUUCUUCGCCUUCCUUAAAGGCAAGGAUGGACAACCCGAACUAGUAACACCACCACUAGACGGCACCAUCCUCCCAGGUGUAACCCGAGACAGUAUUCUAUCUCUCGCUCGCACAUGGGGCGAAUUCAAAGUCUCUGAACGUCCCAUCACCAUGCCUGAGCUAGCAGGUGCACUAAAAGAAGGUCGAGUAUUAGAAUGCUUUGGAGCCGGAACAGCCGCUAUCGUAUCACCUAUAAAAAAUAUUUCGUAUUUGGGAAAGGAUUUGAAGAUUCCUCUGGAUCCUAAAGAUAGUAGUGCUGGUAUUGGGCCAUUGGCAAAACGAGUUGCUGAUACUAUAAUGGGAAUCCAGUACGGGGAGAUACCUCAUGAGUGGUCUGUUGUUGUGGAGCCAUGA